AUGGAGAAACGUAAAUCGGCCGGACUGCUGACCUUGCCGUACCCCCUCCACCCGGGGCCCCUGGGCCUGCCCGAGACCCUGCCCCGCCUCGCUCUGAGGGACCCCUUCAGGGUCUCCUGGCAUCUGGACGCCGCGUGCUGCGCCCCGAGACGGCCCUACCUGCCCCUGCCGCUGGACGGCGCCUUCGAGCCCGCCUUCCUCCGCAAGCGCAACGAGCGCGAGCGGCAGCGGGUGCGCUGCGUGAACGAGGGCUACGCGCGCCUCCGAGACCACCUGCCCCGGGAGCUGGCGGGCAAGCGCCUGAGCAAGGUGGAGACGCUCCGCGCCGCCAUCGGCUACAUCAAGCACCUGCAGGAGCUGCUGGAGCGCCACGCGCGGGGCCAGGAGGGCCCGGCCGGCCCCCCGCGCAGGUCUGAGUGCAACAGCGACGGCGAGUCCAAGGCCUCGUCCGCGCCUUCGCCCUGCAGCGAGCCCGAGGAGGGGGGCAGCUAGCGAGCCCGGGACCCCCGCCCGGACCCCGGCGCCCGCGGCACCGCGCGCCUUUGCCGCCUGGUCUAAGGUUUAUCUCCGAAGGUGGUUGCGUUUUUAAUCUGGUUUCUCCUCCAGGAAAAAAAAAAAAAAAAUCUUAGAAAAAAAGAAAUGAGUGCUUUAAAGGGAAAAAGAUAUUCUGACAUUCUGGUUGGAUGCCCUCCUCCCCCUUUUACUGGCUUUGUGCCUCCCACGUCAAGGUGCUUGCUGAAGGAAACUUCUGUACUUCUCACGUGCAGACGGUACCAGAUUCGGAGCCCCUCAUUCUGGAAACCCAGAGGGCAGUAACAGUGGGGGUUUCCCUCCGACAUUGGUGUGGGGCAAUCAUGUACGUAGAUAUUGCAACAAAUCCAACCUUAACCAAGGAAGAACUUUCCAAAAGUAAAUAAAUAAAGGACCGUUCUUAAGA
Molecule: messenger RNA, 937 nt
Organism: Eptesicus fuscus (big brown bat)
Lineage: Eukaryota; Metazoa; Chordata; Mammalia; Chiroptera; Vespertilionidae
Gene: ASCL4
Product: achaete-scute family bHLH transcription factor 4
Exons: 1
Coding region: 1-492 (163 amino acids)
Biological process (GO): developmental process; regulation of transcription by RNA polymerase II
Molecular function (GO): DNA-binding transcription factor activity, RNA polymerase II-specific; protein dimerization activity; RNA polymerase II transcription regulatory region sequence-specific DNA binding
Source: RefSeq, a predicted model, not a curated record